UGUGGAGGAACACGAUAAGUUGUAUGUGUAACAUAUUAUCUUUAGUUUAGAGAUCGAAUAAGUUAACAUUAAGGAAAUGUUACAAGAAAGAGGGACACGUUCAUGAUAUCCAAAAGGAUCCAAAGGAAAUGUUGUAAUUACGAAUUUAGCAAAGUUAAGCUGAUGAAAUGAAAUAGCUAUGGAGAAGAUUCAUAAAGAUGCAUUGCGAAAGACAAGGAUCCGACUUGUCCAAGAUCUUCAUCCAGAUGCAGAAGUGUGGGACAUGUUGGUCACAGAGAGUAUUUUUACCCCGAUAAUGAUGGAAUAUAUACAGGCUGAAAGAACAAGGGCAGAUAAGGUUCGACGACUUUUAGAUGAUUUGGUAAGAAGAGGGCCGAAAGCUUAUCAGAAAUUUCUGAAAUGUUUGCGGAAGUCUGAACACGAGGAUUUGGCUAACGCAGUAGAGGACAAUGAAUACAUAUUAAGGGGAUUACCGGUUCCUUUCAGGGCAGGAACAGAAAAUCUUAACAGGAAUGUACAGGGAAACCCAGAUGUGGAACCAAAUGUGCCGUCAAGCGUUUCAAGUCAGAAUAACAUUAAAAUAGAGCAAAUACCUUCACAGCAGGAAUCAGAAGAGGAAAGCAUGGUUUUUCAGGAAAGCAAUGUCACACAUUGUCAACCAUCAGAAGAAGGAGAGGCUGGGCAAGCAAGUCUGGCUUGUAGUCUGGUAACACCUUCAGGAUUUGAAACACGAUCAGCAGCCAAUCAGAAUCCCUCUCCACAAUCAGGGACCAGUCACAUAAUACCAGGGAAUUCAACUUCACAACCGGGAAGUCACGUAGCAACAGGUGUCUCACCUUCACAACCAGAGACUUCCACCUCACAAUCAGGGAGCCUAUUAUUGACAAGUAACUCAACAGCACAAUCUAGUAGUCCCACAGCAACAGGGAACAAGGCUGGUCAGGAAGAUGAAGAUGACGAUAUCAUCAUGACAGUAGCAGAUGUCCAAACUCCAGAAAUCAGGGAAGUUCCAACAGCCUACCAGAGAGCAUUUGCUGAAAGACCAACGUAUCGAAUGGAGUCAAAUCCAAGGGGCUUUUGUCUUAUCAUCAACAACAGGGACUAUACAAUGGAUUCUUUGAUGGAUCCGAGAACUGGAACCGAUGUUAACAGAAACCAACUAAGUAAUCUAUUCAAAGAAUUGGGGUUCCACGUUGAUACCAGAGAUAACUUGACAGGAGAGGAUAUGAGAAACACUCUGAGGGAUUUUGCUAUAUAUCCUGAUUUAUCCAGAGUAGACUCCCUUAUUGUCGCUUUCCUUUGUCAUGGAAACAGUGAAAAGUUGUUUGGUGUAGAUGGAGUCCCAAUUUAUAUACAACAGGAUGUAUUCAAGGUGUUCAGCCCUCGGGAAUGUCCACUUAUGAAAGAAAAGCCAAAACUGAUUUUGAUGAAUUCUUGCAGGGGAGAUAAGAGGGAUGUUGGAUGUUCAUUGGAUGGAAUUGAUGAAAAAACUUCAACUACUGAUGCUGCGAAAACUGACAUUAGAGCACACUAUCCAGACCCUAGAAAUGAUACAUCACUGACUGCAAGCUUUCAGGAUUUAUACAUCGCCUAUUCCACUUUCAGUGGUCAUGUGUCAUACAGGAACAGCGAAGAAGGAAGUUGGUACAUCCAGAAACUUGUGGAGGUUUUCCGUGAACAGGCAGCAUUCUGUGACAUCAACGCUAUGAUGACACAGGUAAAUCGACGUGUCGCCAAUAUGUAUGACCCUUCUUCCAUGGAGGUACAAGUUCCUGCACCAUGUCAAACAUUGACUAAGGACUGGUUCUUUAACCCACCAACAAGUGUUUAAAUUGUACUUGGAAAGAACUUUUCAUCGUUAAAUUUUCUUCAAAAAAUUUUCAGACCUAUUGAUGCUGAUUUAAAUAGAUACCUGUGUGUAUGAACUUUUUUUCCUAACACUAUACAGGAAAGCUAGUGUUGAUCAGUGCUUGAUUUACCUGCUUUCCAAUUUUUGCAAGAUGUCUAGUAUCUGUAUAUCUGACAACGUGUGACAUCAUAAUUGAUCUGAUGUCAUGUUCUAUUGUCUCUCUGAUGUGUAUCUGCAAAGGGAGGUGAUUUUAUAAAAGAAACGGGAAAUGAAAUUAGCAGAGAAAAUCUAAUCUUGGCAAAAUCAUUUACAAGAAAUAUGAUCUAUUACCCAUGUAUGUUUGACGCUGAGAUUUAUUUCAAUUUUGGGCUGAUGUUCUGUAACAUCUCAUAAUUAUUCUUAGCUUCGCCUGCAAGGAUAUUCUGUAACCCUCAAAAUCGCUUUUGUGGGGGCUUUUCUGGGCCUAUAACUUCGAAACCAUUUGACUCAACUUCACAAAAUUUGCUGUACAUAUCAAGUUGGUGCCCUGGUAGUGCCUUUUGCUAUUGACAACAUUUCAUUUUUUUUUUUUUUUUUUUGUGAUAAUUUUUCUGCUUCAACUUUGAAAGCAUUCCUCUCAAUUCUACAAAAUUUUCUGUAUAUAUUAGCCAAAAGCACAUGACUGUGCAUGUUGUUGUGUAUCCACAAAGUGUCUGUAGGAUCAGCUUUGCUUUCAAUGUGACAUAUGUGGACAGGAAAUUCAAGUUCAAAGAUUCUUCAAAACAUAUUGUUUAAACAUUAUGUAAUAAUAAAUGUGUACAUAGAUACAACUUGUAUGAAAUGUAAGUAGAGUUAUAUGUUGUUCUACAUAGUGUAUGACUGAUUAAUUCAUACAUGCAUAUACCGGUAUGUAUGUAUAUGUGAUAAAAAUGUCAUAACUUAUUUUGCUGCUUUUUAUUCAACCAUGACUGUUAACAAACUUAGAUUUUCCUUGUAAGUGAUACCACAGGCACUCAAGGCCAGGAUACUGACGUUAUUUAAACGAAAUAUCAGCAGAAUUCAAGUUUAUGUGCCGGUUGACAAAUCCGAGGUCCACGGUCAUUAAAAAUACAUGUAUGUAUACAUGUUGUCAUGAGUGCUAAAACAAAAAUCAAUGUUUAAAAAAUAAUAUCCUGGCCUCGAGUGCCUGUGAGUGAUACAUGUUUUUUCCACUUUUCAACAUUAUAGUGAACAAUACUAUAUCAGAGAUGAAAAUCUUAAAGGGUACCAUCUCAUGUCUGUUCCAGGAAUUAAACCCUAUAUGUCUAGGUGAAGGCAAGUGCAUUACCACCAUGCCACCCGGCCAUAUUCUGAGCUUAUCUAUCUAGUAUUUCAAGCCUUUUACUUUAAUUAUCAUUUGGCACAGAUCCAAGUGAGAUUUCAUACUGGCUAUGAGAUGGCUGAUUAAAAGCAGGAUGAUGUAUUUCAAAAUUGGCAGUGCUGUGCUGAAACAUUGCUGGGAUCAUUGCUUUGUGAACAGCCAGGGUCAUUUUGUAGUAGCUGGUGGCAACCUCACUGAACAACAUACAGGAGGCCCAUCACAUCCAUUGCAUGUCUUUCAGAACAAUAAGGGUAAAGUUUUUUCCCUAAUGACACAACCAUGUCAGCAUAGACGAGUGUGUUUCUCAAAUUCUUGCAAAACCAAUCUGCCACAUUGGGUCAAAUACAAGUAGAUAGAUAAAUAUUCAAAAGUUUAAGUUGAGGGACAAAUAAUGUGUGUCAUGAUGUUAUGUAAAUUUCUCACUUGUUCUUGUUUGAACAAAUAUUGCUGCUUCACCAUAUAUAUAUAUUUACAAUACUUGACAUAAAUGAUGGAAAAUAUCAAGUCACAAUCAUAAUGUUCAACAUAGAUAUGAUAUGGAAAUCAGGGCUGAACAACAUCCAAGAACAGUAAUCUUUUCUGUUGUGGUCGAGAUGUCACCUAGAUGUUCCGUCCACUAUGUGGCCAUCAUCAGACAAUUAAGAAGAUAACAGUCCUUGGAUGUUAAGAAACCUACAUUUUACAUUCACCACAUAGGAAGGACCUCUGUUGAAUACUAUAAGGUAUCCACCCAAGUAGAUACCACUAUUUCAAACAUUUGGAUUGUUGGUACUUCAGUUUUUAAGUAAUCACAGUUUAAUAAAUUUUCUGUGAAUUUUGAAAUAUUUUUUUACUGUGAACCAGAUAUUUUAUUGUUGAAAUACAGAUAUUGUUGUAAUGAUUG
Ylistrum balloti is the source of this 4071-nucleotide messenger RNA. Its product is annotated as cell death protein 3-like. The transcript has 10 exons. Gene Ontology annotation, biological process: regulation of apoptotic process; proteolysis. Bases 179 to 1831 code for a protein of 550 amino acids. NCBI's taxonomy places the organism in Eukaryota, Metazoa, Mollusca, Bivalvia, Pectinida, Pectinidae. The record is from RefSeq and is a predicted model, not a curated record. Gene Ontology annotation, molecular function: cysteine-type endopeptidase activity.